Macrobrachium nipponense is the source of this 1006-nucleotide messenger RNA. Its product is annotated as dipeptidase 1-like. Lineage: Eukaryota; Metazoa; Arthropoda; Malacostraca; Decapoda; Palaemonidae. Gene Ontology annotation, biological process: proteolysis. The record is from RefSeq and is a predicted model, not a curated record. Bases 384 to 947 code for a protein of 187 amino acids. Gene Ontology annotation, molecular function: metallodipeptidase activity. The transcript is spliced from 8 exons.
UCUGCCUCCUUCAGUUCUGGGUCGCCUAUACGCCCUGUGACUCACAGUACCUGAACUCCGUUCAACUGACGUUGGAGCAGAUAGACCUCAUAAAGCGGGUGCUUAGAAAAUACAAUCAAUACUUAGAACUUGUUACGAAUUCCGAAGAUAUCACGACGGUGUUCAAAAAGGGCAAGAUAGCCAGCCUGAUAGCCAUCGAGGGUGGGCAUGGCAUCAGCAACAGCCUGGGCACGUUACGCAUGAUGUACGAGCUGGCGUAAAGGUAUCUCACCCUCACCCACGCCUGCAAUACCCCAUGGGCGACUUCCUCUGUUGUAGAAUCUAAAGGAAAUAGCUUAAGUCCUGCCGGGCUAACUGAUUUUGGAAAGAAAGUGGUGCAGGAGAUGAACCGCCUGGGAAUGAUGGUGGAUCUGUCCCACGUGUCGACGCAGACGAUGCGAGACACUCUGGAGGCCACCAAAGCGCCCAUCAUCUUCUCGCACUCGUCGGCCCGCGCCCUUUGUGAUAACCCCCGCAACGUGCCCGACGAUGUCCUCAAGAAAGUGAAACUUAAUCGAGGUAUUGUCAUGGUGAGCUUUUUCGCUGACCAUAUAAGUUGUUCCGACCAAGCUAAUGUCUCUAAUGUGGCAGAGCACAUCAAUUAUAUACGCCAGGUGGCCGGUAUUGACCACGUGGGAAUAGGUGCAGACUUUGACGGCAUAAACAAGACGCCCGAAGGUUUGGAGGACGUAAGCAAAUACCCGGUGCUCUUGGCAGAGUUGCUGAGAGACCCUGGCUGGACCGUCGAAGAUAUUAGAAAAUUGGUGGGAGGAAAUAUCAUCAGAGUCUUCUCGGAAGUCGAGAGGGUACGAGAUGACUUGCUGGCCAAGGGAGUGGAACCCGUGGAAGAGGAGAUCCACCCAGAGUACCUUCGAGGCAAAACGAACUGUACUUACUUCUUCGACUAAGUUUCCUUCUUCGACCUUCGCGGUGUCUCUGCCAAGAACCUUCACAAAAUAAUAAAAAU